This is a messenger RNA of Gossypium raimondii (Peruvian cotton), 982 nucleotides long. RefSeq names its product 21 kDa protein. The transcript has a single exon. The record is from RefSeq and is a predicted model, not a curated record. Lineage: Eukaryota; Viridiplantae; Streptophyta; Magnoliopsida; Malvales; Malvaceae. Gene Ontology annotation, biological process: negative regulation of catalytic activity. Bases 76 to 681 code for a protein of 201 amino acids. Gene Ontology annotation, molecular function: enzyme inhibitor activity.
UUUCAUCAUUCCAGUUGCUCUCAUUUUUCUUUGCAAACAAAAAACAAAAAAUAGAAAAAAUAAAGAGCAAGAGAUAUGGCAAGCGCAUUCUCUUAUAAUUCUUUUGGAUUCCUUCUCAUUCUUGUCGCCUUUAGUUCAUUGAUAAAUAUAAGUUCAGCUGGUAGGCAAAUUGCCCCUAAAACUAGCAUUGAGUUUAUCAGAACAUCUUGUAGUUCAACGACUUACCCUAAACUUUGUUACGAAUCUCUCUUAACACAGGCUAGCAUGAUCCAAACAAGCCCCCAACUCAUCGCCCAUGCCGCCCUAAACGUGACCCUUUCAACCGCCAAGUCAACCUCGGCCUUGAUGGUGAAGCUUGCCAAAAGCCAAGGAUUGAAGCCUACAGAGGUGGGCGCCAUGCAAGAUUGCGUGGAGGAAUUGGAGGACACGAUAGAUGAGCUGAGAAAGUCAAUCAGCGAGAUGGGUCAGCUUAAAGGCUCCAAUUUUGGACUAAUGAUUAACGAUAUACAGACAUGGGUUAGCGCUGCUUUGACGGAUGAGAACACCUGCGCCGACGGGUUUGGAGGGAAAAACAUGAACGGCAGUGUAAAGACUGCUGUGAGAUCCAAGAUUGUCACAAUCGCUCAUUUGACAAGUAAUGCCUUGGCUUUGGUCAACAGCUAUGCUUCAUUUCAUGGUUAGCUAUUUAAUCAACUCUACAGGGGAAAUUUAGUCAUUAUUUACACUAGCAAAUGUAUUUAUGGAUUUUUAGAAAUUACUUCCGUUUUCCUGGUAAAUGUAAAAUAUAUAUGUGGUCCAAAGAAGGGAAUGGAGAUGUGUUUGUGUGUGAUCUUGGUGUCUUAAUGAAAAUGAAUGGAGUGAUCUAUAUUAUCUGCACACGUUGUAUCUGUACAAUACAUUGCUUUUUGUGAACAUAGUAAAAGUAAAGUUGAUGAAGCCUCUGUUGCAGCAUAGAAGCAGAGGUUUUAGUUUGUUGCAAGUA